Molecule: messenger RNA, 753 nt
Organism: Lactuca saligna
Lineage: Eukaryota; Viridiplantae; Streptophyta; Magnoliopsida; Asterales; Asteraceae
Source: the annotation of a GenBank genome assembly
AUGCGAGUGACACCUAUCGUAACGGCACAUCCGGCCACGACGACCACCACGAUGCCCCAAAGGGAACCGACCACACAAUCACAGCCAACAACUCACCAGCAACCAUCCAUGCGACAUGCAGGGACUAGCACCUGGUGCCUAAGCACCAUCACAUCCACUAUACAACUAACGCCUGCUGGUCACUUGUCUUCCCCAAUGGCCACCAUGUCAUGCAUCCCGCUAUUCGCACAACAACUAGCAUUUAACCCAUACUCUUACUACUACCAAGGCAUGUGCCCCCAACACAGCCACAAAAAAAAACAAAAGUCAAGGCACACCGGUGCAGGGUACACACUCACACACCAUGGGACCAACGGAGUCGAGCUUACAGUCAAAUCAGUUGGUGCAUAUCCCACACAGGCAGUUUAUGUGCCACAAACGUCGGGGUACAAGCACGAAUGUGAUUACGAAUAUGGCCAAGGGUACGCUAGGCCCUCUCACAUGCAGCACACAGUGGCCAGUGGAGUACUUGGAUAUCCACACAUGUAUGACUCAACACAUCGCUCCGGAUGGAAAAGAGGUUCACCUGCACCUACAUCCCGAUCACACUGUCCAGAGACGCCAUUGAGAAAAGUCAAAGGAGAUGCCAACUCGAUCAUGGCAUGCAAGCAAAAGGAGGGAGAUUACAUCCGAGCAUAUUAUGACUGGUUCACCUUAGCAACUUUAAGCGUCCCAGGACAUGAAGAAAUCUUAGUCACAGGUGCCUUCGCCUAA